GGGGAUCCCCCUCUUGUCCAACUGGUGACUGAUGAUAGCGGCUCCGUCUGCAUUAAUAGCUUUGGGUCUAUCUGGGAAACGAUGACACCGAUAAAUCUCAUUACAACCCCGGUGACUGCUGGGGCUCACUUUACUUAACAACCCUGGAAGUUUCCUUCCGUGUUGCCUAGCGUCACCCCAGCCAUAUGCUCUGUGUAUGGAAGAGUAACCUCCAACUUCGGGUUGCCCUAUGACGAUUCUCCUAAACACUGGAUUGAAUGGCCAUAUUUGUUCCUAAACUUUUCCAAGCAAAUUGGCUCAGCUCCAUCCUGGGUCCCCUUCACCCUGAACGGAACCCUUCUUCCUGGGUGGAAGUGUGAGGGAGGACCACAUCUGGUCCAGGCAUAAUGAAAGAAAUGGGCGCUAGUUCUCCAGGCUUGCUCAGAACCCUGUCUUCAGUAGCUCAGCUCCCCCCCACCUCCCAGUUAGACCAACUUCAUACACAUAAUAAAAAGACACACCCCACUUUGAAAAUCUCCCUGGAGGCUACAACAGGACCGUUGGGGCGGGAGAGCAGAGUGCAGUGCGAGCGUGUGUGUGGAGGGGGGAGGGAAGGUUGGGUAUUUGGUGUGACGAUGAAGGCUUACUUUCCUUCCUGCUCCAGCCACAGUGAGCUGGGGCCAUCAGUGAGCCAAGCUUGGCUAGACCCUUGUUUUAGGACAGAGUGGAGGUUAAGAGGACAAGCUCCUAUCUAGUCUUCGUCAGAGAGGGCCCCUGAGAACCCCAUGGUAGCCUCCUGAGAAUGAGGCAUCCCUUUCCCAGGGGCUCAGCAGGCCUUCGGGAGGGGGCAGCGGGGGGCCAUGGGUUUUGUUUGGCUGCGGUGCCGUUAGGAUUCCCAGCGCUAGGCUGCUCUCACGCCGGCCCCUUGGGCAAGGCAACAAAGCCCCUUUCUCCAGCCGAGAAAGGCGUCGGCCUCUUGUGUACAGCUAUGCGCUCCAUGGGAACCGUUGGCUGGCGUGCUGGCCACUCAGGUUGCCUGGUGAUGAGGGGGCCUCUGUGUCCUCCCCCCAACCCUGAAUGACAGCCCUCGUGGGGCACGAUCCCUGAGCCAGGGCACUCCCCCACGCCUUCGUUCAGCCUUCCUACUGUGUGAUAUUGGAUAGCAUCUAUCCCCCUCUGGGCCACCAUCGGUUCUGAGAAACUCACGUUUGGGGAUUUGGGAGCUUAGUCCAGCACAGAGGACUCAAAAACAAGUCUCAGUUUGACUAUGUGGCCUGGUGAAAAGCAUAGGGUCUUUUUGACCCUCUCUCCCUCUCAAAAGGGAAACACUGUCUUUCUAACGAGGUAGUAUAAAGCAGACUCCCAGCAGUCAUUCAGAGGAAGGGUCUCCAUUACCCAGAAAGGGCUGCAUUUGCCCCCAUGCUCACCUCCUGUGCACAUGACAGGCAAAGGCCCCCUCUUCUGUGCUAUGAGCAAGGUCCUUGGAACCUGUAGCAAAGGGCCUGCCCUCUUGUCCAGGGUGGCUACAGUCUGAUGAAAGGUGAGAGAGGCUGCAUUAGCUUCGGUUGGGUAUAAAUGGAAGGAAGGAGGGCUUCCUGGAGGAGGAUGCUCCAUCUGCUCAGAGUCCUAUGGUUUGGGAAGGGCAAUUUUGGCAUCGGGCAUGAUUGUGGGGUUGUGCAAAAACCCAGGCAGGCUUGGAGAGGUGGAGAGACUGGUCAGUGAGGGACAGGCAGAGCGCCUGGCCUCUGGCCCGCUUGCUCCUCCCCCACCUCUAAGGAGCGCGCCAGGCUGCAGGCUGCCACAGCCACAGCCACAAUGGCUGGGGCAGAACUUGGCAUCCUGUGUUUCUUUGAAUCUCGGUUCCGGGAACAAUGCAGCUUCCUGUGUCUCUCCCCCACCCCCUUGCUUGCCCUUACCAACUCUGCUGCCCCCUCUGCCCGGCCCGGCCUCUUUAGGGGAAGUUGGCAGGAUGGGGAGAGAAUGAGAGAUCUGGGUCUUCCAUAACUUAUUCCUGAGUUUGGCCGCAGGCUAGCAUUCUCUCUAGUCUCUUUACUGUAUACCAAGUUCUGAGAAGAUGGUACUCACCUCCCAGGGACACUUGGGAGAGGAGAGUCUGUCCCUAGCACUUGGCUCUGCACAGGCAAACUGUUGUGCCCAUUUUACAGAGUUUCCCGGGACUGACUGAUACCCACAGGUACCCCUGCCCCCCCCCCCUCUCCUGACUGCCUUGUAUUGGAGAGACAGCCGGCAGAAUACCCACACACCCCACACUCCGCCUCUCCGUUCUCUGGGCCUCCUUACCACCCUCCCCAACCCCCAACUGAACAAAGGUGACUUUAAUCUCCGUAGCCUUGGGCUGGGUUUUUAGGACACCAUCGAAGCGCGGGAGAACAGGCCUCUCUUGAUCUCAUUAAGAAAGCAUUUUCCUUUUAAUCCAGCAGCAGCGUCUGCACAGGCCGGCCCGCUGUACCUCCCACGGCAUUCCUGGGCUAAGAUGCUGGGGUGCAGAGGGGGGGGGAGGUGGAUGCGAGUCUGUGCGUGUGGGCUGCCCCGGGUGUCUGCAGAGACCUGGAAGGAGCGGUGCAUACUUGAAGAUGAUAUAGAUCCCACUUUUUGCUCUCCUGACGCGGGCCUCACUGGGACAUUCAUCUUCACGGACGGGGAGGAUGAAGCUUUGGCCAAGCACACAGGCAAUGUGGUACUCACCAACUGCUCUGCGGCCCACAGCCGCCAGGCGCUGUCUUGCAAGAUGGCUGUGGAGUACGACCGUUUCAUUGAGUCGGGGAAGAAGUGGUUCUGCCACGUGGACGAUGACAACUACGUCAACCUCCGGGCACUGCUGCGGCUGCUGGCCAGCUAUCCCCACACCCAAGACGUGUACAUCGGCAAGCCCAGCCUGGACAGACCCAUCCAGGCCACGGAGCGGAUCAGCGAGCACAGAGUGAGACCUGUCCACUUUUGGUUUGCCACCGGAGGAGCUGGCUUCUGCAUUAGCCGAGGACUGGCCCUAAAGAUGGGCCCAUGGGCCAGUGGGGGACACUUCAUGAGCACAGCAGAGCGCAUCCGCCUCCCGGAUGAUUGCACCAUUGGCUACAUUGUGGAGGCUCUGCUGGGCGUGCCCCUCAUCCGGAGUGGCCUCUUCCACUCGCACCUGGAGAACCUGCAGCAGGUGCCCACCACCGAGCUCCAUGAACAGGUGACCCUGAGCUAUGGCAUGUUUGAAAACAAGCGGAACGCCGUGCACAUCAAGGGACCCUUCUCAGUGGAGGCUGACCCUUCCAGGUUCCGCUCUAUCCACUGCCAUCUGUACCCGGACACACCCUGGUGUCCCCGCACUGCCAUCCUCUAGCAACCAUGGUUGAGACCCUGUCCCUGGGUGCCCCUGGUAUCCAAAGGGCCCAGGGACCCCUGUUGUAUGUCCUGGCCUUGGUGUACGAGGCUCUUCAGGGCUCUGUGUAUGUGCGUAUGUCUAUAUUUGUGUGUUUGUGUGGCGUGCCCACCCAUGUUGCAGACUGCUGGGCAGUCGUGUUCUUCAGGGAGUGGCAGGUCUGUCCCUAACUACUCUAUACUCCAAGGGCAGUUCUGUGGGAUCUGUGUUUGGAUCUCUGCAGUGGGGGUGGGCGAGAGGACUCAGGGCUCCCGUCGGGUGUCCAUGGGUACUGUCUUGUAGCACAGUCUCUUAUGUUGGGGUGCUAGUGCCUACUGGAACCUUCCCUGUCAACUGAGCUGUACCCAGUGCUAUGGAAGCUGGUUUGGUUCGUAAAAGGCCUGGGUCCCUCUGAGCUCUGGCCCAGAGGCUGCCUGUGGCCAUUCUGGUGAAUAGUGCUCCCCUCCUUGCCCUCCGGGGUGGGGGUGGUCUUCAGCCCCACCCUCUGAUCUCCUAUCUUUGUCUCCCACACCAGUGGGGUUCAGAGCUAUGAAUUUUAUCUCCUCUCCAAAGUAGAGAGAAAGUCGCCCAUAGUGGGUGUGUCUGUAAAUAUUGUGACAGUAUUUUUUUACUGUGCUGUUUCUUGAAAGGGGAGGGGUGGGUGUGAAAUGAGGGGGGGUGGUUGGUUGUUUUCUGGGAUGGGCUGGAGAGGGUCUUAUUUUAUCUUUUCUGUGGAUCAGAAAAAAGUGGAAGCCAGACAGGCUUGGUCUUUGGAAAGCUGGACCAUGAGUGCCUUAGUACUGUAUUUAUGCCUUCCAGUAUCUGGAAUCCUGCUUCCCUCCCCCACCCUCCCCAGCACCCCAAGGCUCCCCUCAUCCCGCCCCGCCCCAACCCCACUCCCACCCACCCCAUGGGCUGUAUUCUGUGUUCUUUUUGCAAAGACCUUAGCUAGGCAAGCUAACAAUGAUAAGGGAAAAGCUCUCAGGGAACUGAUGUGUUGUUGCCAUGGUGACGUCCUUCCUCUGAAUAAAGGUGUUCUUUGCAGCAA
This is a messenger RNA of Rattus norvegicus (Norway rat), 4394 nucleotides long. The record is from RefSeq and is a predicted model, not a curated record. NCBI's taxonomy places the organism in Eukaryota, Metazoa, Chordata, Mammalia, Rodentia, Muridae.